UCCAACAUGGCAGCAUCAAGCGACGAAGAGGAAACGCAUUUGCAAGACAUGGAGGAGGUAGACGCAGGGAUAGAGAAGAGAAAAAUGGGAUCGGACGGAGAAGAAGAGGCGGAGGAGGAGGGUAUGGGAGAAGAACAUUCAGAAGAGGAAGAGGAUGAGGGGAACUCGUCGGAAGACGAGAAAGAGAACGAAGCAGAAAUCCAACGAUUGGAGGAGCAGCUGUCAAUCAAUGCUUUCGACUACAACUGCCACGUUGAUCUCAUCAAGCUAUUGAAGCAGGAGGGAGAACUUCUCCGUCUGCGAAAGGCAAGGCAGAAAAUGAGUGAACUUUUCCCACUCACUGAAGAGAUCUGGCUGGAUUGGCUCAAGGAUGAAAUCCGUCUGACUGAAGAGGAGCCAAACCGGGAGAAAGUAUAUGAACUUUUUGAGACGGCUGUCAUCGACUAUAUCUGUCCAGAGAUCUGGCUUGAAUAUGCUCAGUAUUCAAUUGGUGGCAUGGGCUCACCAGGUGGGAUAGACAAAGUGAGAUCCAUCUUUGAGAGGGCUGUGACGGCUGUGGGACUACACAUGACCAAGGGACACGUGGUGUGGGAAGCGUUCAGAGAGUUUGAGAACGUCAUGCUUUCCACCGUCCAGCCUCCACAUGGACAGAUUCUUAAUCAGGAGGAGCAGGAACAGCUGAAAGCUCAGAUUGAGCGUCUCCAUACACUGUUCCGCCGCCAGCUGGCCAUUCCUUUUAUGGACAUGGAAGCCACGUAUGCAGAGUAUGAAGAGUGGUCUGAAGAUGGGGUGGCGGACACGGUCAUACACCAGUACAAAAAGGCUUUGCAGCAGACGGCGAAGUGCAAGUCUUUUGAAGAAGCCCUGUUGGUAGCAGAACCUCCUAAACUGGCAGAGUAUCAGUCCUACAUUGACUUUGAACUGAAGGAGGGCGACCCGGCCCGGGUCCAGAUCAUCUUUGAGCGGACUCUAGCGGAGAACUGCCUUGUCCCAGACGUGUGGGCAAAAUACACCACCUAUCUGAACCGUCAGCUGAAGAUCAAAGGCAUGGUCCUCUCCUCUCACGAGCGUGCAGUCAGGAACUGCCCCUGGACGAUGGGUCUGUGGAAGAGCUACCUGCAGGCUCUGGAGCGGCACGGAGCCGACCACCAGACGGUCUCAGAUCUUUUUGAAACGGCGUUGAAAGCCGGUUUCAUUCAAGCAACGGAUUAUGUGGAAAUUUGGCAGGCAUACCUCGACUAUCUGAGGAGACGUGUGGAUUUCAGCAAAGAAUCAAGUAAAGAGUUGGAGGAGCUACGAGGAGCUUUCUCUCGCUCUCUAGACUACAUGAAGCAAGAUGUGGAAGAAAGAUUUGGUGAAAGUGGAGAUCCUUCUUGUAUCAUAAUGCAGAUCUGGGCGAGGAUAGAGGCCCUCCACUGCAAGAACAUCCAAAAAGCCAGAGAGCUGUGGGACAGCAUCAUGACAAAGGGGAACGCUAAGUUUGCCAACAUGUGGCUGGAGUACUAUAACCUUGAGAGGUCCUAUGGAGACCCGCUCCACUGUCGCAAAGCUCUCCACAGAGCAGUGCAGUGCACCGCAGACUACCCGGAGCAUGUGAGUGAAGUCCUGCUCACAUUUGAGAGGGUUGAAGGCUCUCUUGAGGACUGGGACGUGGCGGUGCAGAAGACGGAGACCCGGCUGAAUAGGAUUAAUGUGCAACGGGCAAAGGCGGCUGAGAAAGAGGCCAACCUGGCUGGCCAAGAUGUUGGGAGAGCUGAUCAGCGGCGAAAUACCAAGAUGGACAAGAAGGGUCCGAAGAAUGCCCAGAAGGGAACUCGAGCUGGGGAGAAGAGAAAAGCAGAGCAGUACGAUAACACUGGUACUAAAAGGCACAGAGGGAAUGGGAACCAACUGCCAGAGCACAUGGAGACCGAGGCGGGACUCUCUGGGAGGAACGCCCCCCCCGGCUAUAAGCCCGCUCUACACGGCAAUAAAAGAGCGGCGGCCGCUGUCAACAAACCGGACGAUGACGAUGACAAGCCAGAGCUCCGCAACGAUAGCAGCAGCGUCUUCAUCAGCAACCUGGCGUACACCCUGGAGGAACCCGAGGCCAAGCUGAGGACGCAGUUUGAGAGCUGUGGGCCCAUCACACAGAUUCGCCCGGUCUUCGCCACCAAAGGGAACUUCAAAGGCUACGGCUACGUCCAGUUUGAAUCCACGGUGUCCGUGGCUGAAGCCUUGAAGCUGGACAGACGGGAGGUGGAGGGCAGGCCCAUGUUUGUGUCCCCGUGUGUCGACAAAAACAAGAAUCCAGACUUUAAGAUGUUCAAAUACAACACGGCCAUGGAGAAGCAAAAGAUCUUCAUCUCCGGGCUGCCGUUCUCGUGCAGCAAAGAGCAGCUCGAGGAAAUCUGCAAAAGUCACGGCACCAUCAAAGAUAUUCGUCUGGUCACGUACCGCUCGGGGAAACCCAAGGGUCUGGCGUACGUGGAGUUUGAAGAUGAAGCUCAGGCUUCUCAAGCCGUCCUGAAGUUGGACGGCAUGUGUGUCGAGGACAACACCAUCUCUGUUGCCAUUAGCAACCCUCCGAGCAGAAACGUGGAUAAACCCGGUCCCAGCAGGCUCAUGGCGGACAUGCCGCGGCAGGUCUUUGGAUCGAGAGGACGGGCACGCACCCAGCUCUCGCUCCUCCCUCGCUCCCUGCACCGACAAAAUGCGGCAGUUGGCAAAGCGGAGAAUGGCACCGCGGCAACGAGCAGCGCGGCCGGAGAGACGAAGCCGCUGUCCAAUUCAGACUUUGCCCGGAUGCUUCUCAGCAAGUGAGAAGACGAGGGAGAGAAUUACUGCCGCCUCCACACUGGACGCCAUCUUGUGUCCUUCCAAAUGAGUGUUGGUGACUCUUCUGUAAUCGGUUCCCCGGCUUCCCUUUAAUCUCAGUCUUGUUCUCAUCAUUCGUUCUGCGAGAUUUGCCUUAAUCGCCGAGCUCUCCUGCCCUCCAUCGGAAAGACUCUUCAACCCAGACUUUUCCUUUGGUUUGUUUCAAGGGUGUCUUGGGAGAUUGUUUUUAUUAAAAGAAAAAGUAUCAUAUUUGUGUGUAAAUAGAAUUUAUCUAAAAUGGUUUCAAUGUGUUUUUUGUUGUGUAAGUGGCCGAGAGCUGAGAUGCAUAUGGCAGAGUAUUUUUUUAUAAAUAUUCCUAACAACCGUCUAUGUGAAUGUUGUUUAACAGUUAUAUGCAAAAGUUCAGAUGUGUAAUAUAGAUUGUGUGUGUGUGUGUUUGCAGAUGGAUGUUCUUCAGUCAGAUUUAUCUUUAUGUACUUAUUUUUGACCUCCGAGGACAAAGUUAAUAAGGCUAGCGAAUACUUUUUACUGUCUAGUACAACGAAUGACUAGUUUGACAUCAACCAGUUGGUGAUUCACCAUCCACUAUUAAUCCUUAGUAUUCACAUGCUAUGACAUCUCCAUUAGUCCAGUAUUAGUUAAUCGUCUUUAUCUCGGCCUGUGGACAUGUUGGGACAGUAUAAACUGUCCGAGUGCUAGAUAUCAGUUAUAUUAUUUAUAGAACUGCUCGAAAUUCUGUUCUCAUUACUUUUCCCGUACAUCACUGUUGGUGUGAUCCGUCUGGCAGGGUGUCGAGUGAUUUGCAUGGUUUCCUACAUCAGUCUGAUAUUUGUGUAUUGUACCAAAACUGAUUCAGAGAGAGAUUACCCAUAAUCCCUGCACUGCGUGAAACUCGCUUAUGGGUGUUAUGAGUUGAGUUGAUACAGGCACCAGUCCAGGCUCGGCAAACAACACAAUGUGUUUGCCAGUUUCAGGUAUCUCAGUUGUUUCCUUCUUACAUUUUAAGUAUAAUGUAUUUGCGUUUAAGCCUCAUGGUGGGACAAAAUUAACAUUUUGUUACAUUUUAGGCCCGAGGGAACUGUGAUGGGUUUUGUAGAACAAACGAGAAAAAUAAUUAGUUAAUAACAAAUUUAAAAUAGUUUUCCUUGCAGUCCUGCAAGAGUCCAUUGAUGGAAGGCAUGAAUUAGUUUAGGUAAUAAAAAGGGUAGAUCUAUCUGAAUGCAAUAAAAGUACAUGUGAAAAGUGUAACGGGGAUCCUUGGAACGUGAAAGCCAAGUGCCGUUUGGUAAAUGUGUUUUUCUUUGUUAUCGGUCGAGUUGGUUGAGAGGGAGCAUGUGACGGGCGCACCGGUCUGGCAGCUCUUCAGCAUUUCGGGGACAGACGGCUGCCGCCAUCGACACGUCCUGAAGCCUCCUUCCAAGAGAAGAGAAUCUGGAGUGGACGGGUUAUUCUGCUUUCUCAUGUUGGAAGUCGACCAUUUGUCCACUUUCCACGUUCGGAUAUCAACUGUUUGUGGACAUAAUGUCCUGUGUAUCAAUUUCUAAAAGGUCAUAAUUGUUUGUGAUAAAAUAAAUUAAAGUUUUCAAACAAGAUGGAACACAAGCUCUGUACUGCCUUCACCACGGGGGCCUCAUCGGGAGAAAAGUCACGCGCCGUUUGGUGUUGAUACUAAAUGAUGUCACGUGUACAUUGCUUGUGUUUAUAUUUAAGUUCUAUCGUGAAAGUUUGCAAUUUGGUAUUGAGGUAAAUACGAAAAGAGGAGCUUUAUUUGGUGUUUAAUCCGUAUUUAUUUACCGGCUUGUCUUUUAACCAUUUUCAAUCCUUGCGUUUUGUGUUUCUGUAAUAAAAGAAAAAAAGUCUUGCUUUU
Pseudoliparis swirei is the source of this 4684-nucleotide messenger RNA. It is a transcript of the gene sart3, whose product is annotated as spliceosome associated factor 3, U4/U6 recycling protein. Bases 7 to 2802 code for a protein of 931 amino acids. Lineage: Eukaryota; Metazoa; Chordata; Actinopteri; Perciformes; Liparidae. Gene Ontology annotation, biological process: RNA processing. The transcript is spliced from 19 exons. Gene Ontology annotation, molecular function: RNA binding; protein binding. The record is from RefSeq and is a predicted model, not a curated record.